AGUCGCCACGCUAUACUGACAUUCCGAUAGAAGCACUGAUAACAAAUAUUGAUAUAUAUUUUUUGCUGUCCGUACGUUUGUGCUUUGUUACAUGAUUGGACGACAUCAAAGUGGUAACAGAUAGUUUUUUUAUUAAUUUACAUAUAACAUUUCUGUUAAGUGUGACAAGUGAAGUGUUGUGUUUGUUAAUAAUGACUGAAAUAAAGUUGUUUUAGACAUUUUCGUGAACAAAGUGUACUUUUAUAAUAGUUAACAUUUUUUUUAUGAAGUGAUUAUAAAAGAUUUCAACGCGUUUGAAGUAACAUAUAUCAUGGUUCUUUGGCCUACAAACAUACUAUAAAAAGUUAAAGUUACAAGCUACACAAGGUUUGACAAAUCCGGACAAAAUGUUAGCUCAUGCUGCGAAACGGAAAUCGCAGACCGCACGUGAAUGAUCGGGCCGUGGGUGGUGGGCGACCGUGGCAGAAAUGCAAGAGAUAUGCAACACCGCCGCGCUGCCGCUCGAUAGCAACCCCCUAGUGCGCAAGAUAAAAUGCGAAGAGUUCCCUGUCAGGAAACAGGCGAGAGUCGGGAUGGGCGUGCGCGAUGAUAUGGAGGACGAGUUCGCGGUGAAGACGCGGAACACUCCGCCGAUGGGGCCGGCGGCAGGAGUAGACGCGCGCAUGGAGCACGGCGGGAAUGGGUUCUGGCUGGCCGCGGUAACCGCCACCGGCGCGCCACAUCCCAUGCUUGACACAUGUACAGAGACCGGCUUCAUCAAUAGUCAGCCCUCGAUGGCUGAGUUCAUGACGGCGCUUCCGCAACUCGGCGCGGGAGAGCUGAGUCCGCAGCAUACGCCACCCGGCUACGGUCCCGACCUACCCUCGCCUGGUGGUGGACUAAAUGUCCCCGAGUAUCCCUGGAUGAAGGAGAAGAAAACGACGAGAAAAAGCAGUCAACAAGAAAACGGUUUGCCACGGAGGCUGCGGACAGCCUACACCAAUACGCAACUGCUAGAAUUAGAAAAAGAAUUCCAUUUUAAUAAAUACCUCUGUCGUCCCCGACGCAUCGAGAUAGCAGCCUCCCUAGAUCUAACUGAGCGACAGGUGAAAGUGUGGUUUCAAAAUAGACGAAUGAAACACAAACGUCAAACUCUUAGUAAAAGUGAAGACGGAGACGAUAAGGAUUCGACGACGUCUGAAGGUGGGAAGAGUUCAAAGGCAAGAGACAAAUUUCUCGACGACGAUGGGCCGCUCUCGGGGAAAAAGAGUUGCCAAGGCUGUGAGCUACCGCCGGGUGCUUUGUGCUCGCCUACCGAAGAUUUACCGGAGCUCACGUCACGAACGAGGAAUAAUAACACUCCUAGCGCGACUAACAAUAACAGCUUUGCGAGUGACGGCGCUUCGAGCGUAGCUUCGUCAUCUUCUCUAGAUAAGCUAGCAGAAGAUGACUCAAGAGAUGCGCAUCCAACCGCAUCGCUCGCUCCAGUACCACGUAACUUGGCGAAACGAAUCAAACAAGAAUCCAGAAAACGUUCGCCUUCAUUAGAUGCAACGGGUUGCAAAGUCUCACCAUCUUCUUCGAAGGAUGGCCUGGUGGCGCUCGGCGGUCUUACAGACGGCGGCAAAUUUUCGUCGGUGAGCUUAACCCCAUCUUCAACACCCGGGACUCCUUCGGGCAUGCAUCAAAGUCCACUUGGGCAUUAUCCAAGGCCAUCGCCGCCGAACGUGCCACCGGGAGCACCUCAUCCUCAAGCGGUACCUAAUGCGAUGCCACCAUAUGUUAUACGUGGCAACGUACCACCCGGCCAGUUCGGAUCUCAUGCUGAUUUUCGCAUGGAUUCGAAACAGUUCGGAAAAUUAGCUCAAUACCCUCAGGGCAAUAGAUCUUUUGACGCCUAUGGGACAACGUUACAAGGUGUCGAUCAACACACAUAUUCGCGCAGUCAGCAGCAUACUAGAACUCAAGAAGCCUCACCAUCGACUAGGUCUAGCAACGGAGUCGGAAGGCAAGCUUAUCCACAUGAGAUGUAUCAAAACUAUAGUUACACAGCAUAUGGUAAAGAGCAGGCGACCUACGGACACCCCGGAUACGAGCAGCCGCAGGGAUAUCCCAGCGAGCAUAUGGCAUACUCGAACAGUCACUACGGCUAUCAUUACCAUGAGAGCGGGCAACACGAACACGCGCACGCAUACUAUAGUGCGGACGGACAGAAGAGCGCUCCCAAUGAAUAUGGUAGAUGGAACGACGCAAGUAACUACAGCCAGCAGGCAGCUGUGACUCCGGCGGCGUACGGCCCUGCAGGCUCGCAGCCGCCCGCACCGGCCGAGGCCUACCCCGGAGGGAGCGAAUGCGCGGAUGGCUACGGCUCCUUCCAGCAGUUCUACGAGGCGACGCACGGCGCGCAGGCGGCCGGGGAAAACUCCAAUUCGUCGUCAGACUUCCAUUUUCUAAGCAAUCUCGCUAACGACUUCGCACCCGAAUACUACACCAUUUGAGAUAAGGACUUCGCCGAGCAGGCGAGCGAUCUAUUUGUUUGAAGCUUUCAAAUACGGUUAAUUGCGACUUGAAACUCAGUGACGCCGUAGGUGAUAUGGACAUAUAGAUGAAUCCUUUAAUCUUUGUACCGAUCGAUUUAAAUCUAUUGUUAUUAUUUGAUAUAUUCUAAGUGAAUUUGUAAUAAAAUGUAUAUAUUUAUGAAAUCUUAGCAUAUACUUUCUAAUAGAUUACACACGAUAUAAAUAUUUUUACUGAUACGUACUCGAUUAUUAAUAAGGUGCUGUUAUUUAACAACAGUCUCUGGUUAUUAUUAUUAAUGUAAAUAUAGAAGGUAUACUGUUUCUUAUUAUUUAAUAUACGACAAACAGACAACAUUUACGCAAUGUCUUUUAAAAAGCUUGGUAUAACAGCUUUCGCCGUUUGAUGGCAUCUUACGUACAAGUGUAAUAAUACUCAUAUAAAUUUCAUAUUUAAAAAUUAUACUUGACUUAUCUUCCUCAACCUAUCAAGUGUUCAAGUUAAUAGAUUGUGUAAAAUUGAAUUAUGAUUUGAAAACUUAUUAAAAAAAAAAUUGUUUAAAAAUU
Molecule: messenger RNA, 3062 nt
Organism: Papilio polytes (common Mormon)
Lineage: Eukaryota; Metazoa; Arthropoda; Insecta; Lepidoptera; Papilionidae
Gene: pb
Product: homeotic protein proboscipedia
Exons: 4
Coding region: 468-2477 (669 amino acids)
Biological process (GO): regulation of DNA-templated transcription
Molecular function (GO): DNA binding; DNA-binding transcription factor activity, RNA polymerase II-specific
Source: RefSeq, a predicted model, not a curated record